UCCGAAUCGCGCGGAACCGACUCUAGUUGCAUCGGUCGUUCUAGCGUGCGGUGUCGGAUGACGGUGAGUUACGCCCCGGAAACGCGUAAGAUCACAUCGAAUACCGCGGAGUGAAGCAGUGAGGUGAAAACGCGCGACUCGAGAGAGUGUGUGGCGUUCACUAGUUCAACAACGAAAAUUUGAAGGCAAACCCGGAAGCCACACGAGCGUUCUUCAAUGGAAAUUUCAGUGAAGUGCACACAUUGCAACCAUCAUCAGCCCAAAUUUUCACCAAAAGCAACCGAAACAGGUGGCACGUGUUUCCGGAAUCGGUAAAGUGUUACGAUCAUACGAUUGCAAUCGGGAGUGCGUUUGGGCGGAAGAGGAGUUGUGAAGAAAAGUUAUCAAAAUGUUGCCCCAAAGUUAACCGCUUCCCUUCGCAACCGAAAAGUGUAACUGAUUUAACCGGAAUCGCAUCGCAAAGAAAAGUUGUUGAAAAGAAAAGUGCCGCACGAGUUGUGAGACAGUUCAGCAGCACCCCUGUCGCUUGUCUUGUGACAGAAAGUGGCCACAACUUUCGGGGUAGCAGAGUCCUUCGCAGAAAGUUGCAACCCAAUCCAACCGAAACGUGACGAAACGGGCGAGUCACGGUGAGCUGACGGACUGGACGGAGCCGGAGGGUGGAUCAGUCGUAUCAGCAACGGCCGGAUUAUUAAUUAACUGACCGAACUGACGGGCUGGGAAUGCUGGGACGGAAGGAUUACUGAUUACUAGAGUGACAGCGGAGCUUCCACCGGAUUCGGGAAUUCUGUCCGAAACCUUUCUGCCAACCCGUAUCUCAGGACAGAGACAGAAAAAGCGAGAAUGCACGAGACGGACAUUGUGGCGUACCACAUUGGCAGCAACUACACCCUCAACCAGACGGACGUCCGGAUCGUACUCGAGGAUGAGAACCUCUAUAAGGUGCCAAUCGGGCUGCUGGUGCUGCUGUCACUGUUCUACGGCACCAUCAGCCUGCUGGCCGUCAUCGGGAACUCGCUGGUCAUCUGGAUCGUCCUGACCACCAAACAGAUGCAGACGAUAACGAACAUGUUCAUCGCUAACCUUGCGCUGGCCGAUGUCACCAUUGGCGUGUUCGCCAUUCCCUUCCAGUUCCAGGCGGCACUGCUGCAGCGCUGGAACCUGCCCGAGUUCAUGUGCCCGUUCUGCCCGUUCGUCCAGCUUAUCAGCGUCAACGUGUCCGUCUUCACGCUGACGGCCAUCGCCGUCGAUCGGCAUCGAGCCAUCAUCAAUCCGCUGCGGGCGAGGACUUCAAAAAACAUUUCCAAAUUCGUCAUUUCCGCCAUCUGGCUGCUUUCGUUCGCGUUGGCCGCACCGAUCUUGUUCGCGCUGCGCGUUCGCCCUCUUUACAAUAUCGUGCUGGGUGGUAUGAACGAAACGUACACCAACGUUACGGUACCUUUUUGUAAGAUCGUCAACUUCGAACCCGCCGAAAUCCAGCUGUACCGGUACGUGCUGGUGCUGGUACAGUACUUCAUUCCACUGUUCGUCAUCAGCUUCGUUUACAUACAGAUGGCCUUCCGGCUGUGGGGCUCCAAAACGCCCGGCAAUGCGCAGGAUUCGCGCGACAUUACCAUGCUGAAAAACAAGAAGAAGGUUAUUAAAAUGCUGAUCAUCGUCGUGGCUCUGUUCGGUGUGUGCUGGUUUCCACUGCAGCUCUACAACAUCCUGCAUGUCACGGUACCGGAAAUCAAUGAAUAUCGCUUCAUCAACAUUAUCUGGUUCGUGUGUGACUGGCUGGCGAUGAGCAACAGCUGCUACAACCCAUUUAUCUACGGUAUUUACAAUGAAAAGUUCAAGCGCGAGUUUCGCAAACGUUACCCUUUCAAGCGCGGCCAAAGCUUCGCCCACCAGCACGAAUCAGACAAAACGUCGUCGAUAUUCACGCGCGUCAGCUCGAUCCGGUCGAGCUACGCCACCUCGUCCAUCCGGAACAAACUCAGCACCGGUCGCUACUCGGCCCCGAAGCAGCUGCCGCUGGCGUUCAAGUUUCCACCGGCCACGGCCCUGCACUACCAGCACCACGGACCAGGGCAGCUACUGCAUGAGCUUGCGCCCGGUCGGCCAACGGGUCGGCGGAACGAGAACUAUCCAACGGAAGGAGCCAGCAGUGAUGGUGGUAGUAGUGGUUGUGGUGGUGGUGCUCUGCUGGCAGCAACCAACUUCUGUCACGAGCGAACUCAACCGGAUCUGGACGGUAGCCAUCAUUGUCCGGUGGGUGAUCUCAGUAGCCAGCAGCAGCAGCAGGCGAAGCAACAACUACUGAAGAUGACGAUGGCCUCCAGCGCGACGGAUGACGACGAGGACUACCGGCUACGGCCGUACGCGCAACCACUCGGUGAGCAAGCAUCCCGGGAGCAGGUUCCGCUUCGUUCGAACGGAAACUGCGAACUGAAGCGACGGUCCGGCCAGCGGAACCAUGGGCCACCAUUCAAACAUCCGCAUCCGGACAGCGGAGGUGAAAGUGUUGACGACGAAGGUUCGAGGGACGAUCGACCGAAGCAACCACCGGCACCAACGCCAUCCGCCGAUCCGCGAACCCACCUUUACUGCAACAGCCUCGAGGACCUGAACAGCCAGUACUGAAGCCGCCCUCCGGCUUUCGACCGGAAUCGUGACCCUUUUCCACGAAUCCUCCCCAUCAAGCAGGAAGCUGGGACGUGAAGUUGGUCUCGAGAGUUGAGUCUCCCCGUCGAACGUUUUGGAGGUAGGGAGACAAACAAGAGUACAAAUCGACGAGCUUUGUACCAAAUCCAAU
Molecule: messenger RNA, 2797 nt
Organism: Anopheles darlingi
Lineage: Eukaryota; Metazoa; Arthropoda; Insecta; Diptera; Culicidae
Product: substance-P receptor-like
Exons: 8
Coding region: 844-2625 (593 amino acids)
Biological process (GO): G protein-coupled receptor signaling pathway
Cellular component (GO): membrane
Molecular function (GO): neuropeptide Y receptor activity
Source: RefSeq, a predicted model, not a curated record